CGGGAAGAAAUGUUUGAACGUGCGUGUUUUGUAUCUCAGCUUAUGGCUGUAUCUGUAAGCAUUGCGAAACAAGCUGGUAAGAUUAUCAAGCAGUGGGCUCUCUCUGGUACUGGCAAAUCAUAUUAUAAGGGACCUGUCAGUUUACAAGAUUUGUAUACGGAUGCUGAUAUUGCUGCACAAGAUUGUAUUAUUUCGUCGUUAUACAAACGUUUUGGAAAUAGUCUUAAAAUCAUAGGAGAAGAAAGCAAAACGUUGGCUGAGAAAACAGUAGUAGAUGAUUUUGAUGUGGAUGUACUGGAAUUCGAUAACGAAUGCAGUGCAGCAAUGCGUCUGAUAACAUCUGAUGACGUUGUAGUGUGGGUUGAUCCGUUGGAUGGAACGUACGAAUUGGUUGCUGCAGAAGGCAGCGUAUCCCGCCAGCAGGAGGUUACUGUCCUCAUUGGUGUAUCAUAUCAAGGGCGCCCCAUCGCUGGUGUUAUACAUCAACCGUUUUGGGGUGCUGAUGCAACAGGUCGCACAAUUUGGGCCAUCGAAGGAAUGAAGGUUCAUGGCAUUGAAAUUGCCAAAAAUAACCAUGAGCGGUAUGUUGUCACAAGUCGAAGUCAUUCUACUCCUCAAGUGCGCGAUACAUUGAGUGUUUUAAAAGAAAAGAAUUUAAUAACGGAUAUCAAAUUAUUUGGUGGAGUUGGCUUCAAGGUUUUGAAAUGCUUGGAAGGAGCUGCUGCUUACAUUUUUGCUAGUGCUGGUUGUAAAAAAUGGGAUACCUGUGCUCCGGAAGCAGUAAUUACUGCGUCAGGUGCAUUUUUUUUUGUUAGAAAUUAUUUAGAUGAAUUUUUGGACUCUAUCCCCGAAAGCAUAAAAAUACUCCUGCCUGAAACGGUUGCCAAAUAA
Molecule: messenger RNA, 891 nt
Organism: Thelazia callipaeda (thelaziosis nematode)
Lineage: Eukaryota; Metazoa; Nematoda; Chromadorea; Rhabditida; Thelaziidae
Source: the annotation of a GenBank genome assembly